GCUGCGAGGCCCGGAAGGGGCCCGCUAGUCGAUACAUAUAUACUUCUGUCCUGGUACUGUAACGGUGGCGGCGGCUUCGGCCGAGGAGUGGAUAGGAUAGAUGGCGUGUGCGCUUUGGCUGUAAUCCUUCCUCCUCUCUCGUUCGAAUUCUUAUGAACACAGCUGAGAUCUGAGUGAAUCCAUAGCUAAAUUCGAGAGAACAUAGUUCGUGCUUACAAUUGGCAUCAGAGCCACAGAUCCUGGCGCCGCAAAUUCCCCUCCACCACCCGCACGCGACGAGAUUUGCGGCGCGACGCCGCCGGGAAGUGAUGGAGAGCUUGUCACCGGCGACGAAGGCGGUGUACGAAUUCCUCAAGGCCGACCUGGCGGAGUCCCUCGACGCCCGCUUCAAGCGACAAGAUGAAGAGGCAGCGAAGUCGAUGCGCUCCAUCGUGGGGGAUCUGACGACGCGCAUCGACGACCUCAAGAUGUCGAUCGGUGUGGACAUGGACGAGCUCCGCGACGGCCUGGAACGGCCGCCGCCCACCCCGGCGACGACUCCUACCGGACGGCCCCCACAAGCGGAGCAAGGCGCGUACAGCAACGCCGACACGGCACCAGAGGGCAGCCGCAGAGCUACUCCAGCCAAGGGAAAAGAUCAUGUUCCUUAUGUUCCGCCGCCCGCCAGAGGUACGAAACCAGAUCAGAGCUCUGUACUCAGUUCGCGGUUGGCUGAACUGCAACGAGAAAAUUCUGAUUCCUAUGGUUUUGGCCCUCGCAUCGACCUGCCCCGUUUCGAUGGCUCAAAUCCGAGGCUCUGGCAAACGAGAUGCGAGGACUAUUUCAGCAUGAGUGGUACGCCGCGGCAUCUCUGGGUUCAAUUCGCAUCCACCUUGUUCGAAGGGCCAGCAGCACGAUGGUUGGAGUCAGUUCAGCGUAGAGCGCCAAAUGCACCGUGGGAGGAUUUCUGCAGGUUACUACAGUGCAGAUUUGGGCGAAACCAGCAUCAGGCGCUGGUACGCAAGUUUCACAGCAUUAAUCAGUCGGGCUCAGUGGAGGAUUAUGUGGAGCAAUUUGCUGAGCUCUAUGAUCAGUUGUCUGCAUACGAAGCCGUGCCUGAAUCAGUGCACUAUGUCACAAAAUUCAUAGAUGGACUGAAUCCUUCCGUCAGAGUUUUGGUGGCACUACAGCAGCCGACAGACUUGGAUGCCGCUUAUGAGUUAGCCUUGUUACAUGAAUCCUUGACCAGCUCGACUCCUCAGUAUCAGCAAUCGAACAGGCGACAACAAUUUUCACAACCAGCACCCACUGUUAAGUCAGUCGCUAGCAAGGCCUCUGACGACAGGCGAAGCAGUUCAGAUGUGCAAAAACAGAAAAUGGGGGAAGAUAAAUGGGAGGCUCUGAGAUCUUACCGUAAGGCCAAAGGACUGUGUUUUAUGUGCGGAGAAAAAUGGAGCCGUGAUCAUCAGUGCAAACAAACAGUAUCGCUUCAUGUGGUGCAGGAGAUGGUGGAAUUCUUCCAAUGCACAUCUUCAGAGGAACCUGGAUCAGAUGAGGACGAUGAAGUCAAUUUAAUGGCCAUAUCUGAGGCGGCUGAAGGAAGGUCUGCUCGUAGUAAAGCAUUUCAGUUGACUGUUACACUACAUGGUCAGGAGAAAAUUUUCCUAGUGGACUCUGGUAGCACCCACUCCUUCCUGGAUACUACCUUAGCUAACCUACUGACAGGAGUGCAGACAUGUUCAAAUGGAGAGAUAAUGAACUGUUCUAGUUUUGUUCCAAAAUGUAAAUGGUCAGUGCAUGGUGUCCAGUUCGAGCAUGAUCUCAAGAUUUUGCCUCUUAGCUGUUAUGAUGGAAUAUUGGGAAUGGAUUGGUUGGCAAAACACAGCCCAAUGACCGUGGACUGGGAACAGCAAUGGAUGUCAUUUCCUCUGCAUGGAAAAACAGUAACAAUUCAAGGGGCAACACCUGUGGAAUUUGCUUAUACCAUCAUAGAAUUGUCUAUCAUUACUGAUGAAAAUGCUCAAACUGUUUUGCCAGAAAUUCAGGAGCUGCUGGAUGAGUUCAAGGAUGUAUUUGCCAUUCCUACUGGAUUACCACCAGAGAGGGCUUGUGAUCAUUCUAUACCUCUUAUUCCAAGUGCAAGACCACUUUCUCACAGACCUUACUGAUUAGCUCCAGAACUA
Aegilops tauschii subsp. strangulata is the source of this 2162-nucleotide messenger RNA. RefSeq lists its product as uncharacterized. Lineage: Eukaryota; Viridiplantae; Streptophyta; Magnoliopsida; Poales; Poaceae. The record is from RefSeq and is a predicted model, not a curated record.